This is a messenger RNA of Papaver somniferum (opium poppy), 2718 nucleotides long. RefSeq names its product scarecrow-like transcription factor PAT1. Gene Ontology annotation, cellular component: nucleus. Bases 473 to 2218 code for a protein of 581 amino acids. Gene Ontology annotation, molecular function: sequence-specific DNA binding; DNA-binding transcription factor activity. NCBI's taxonomy places the organism in Eukaryota, Viridiplantae, Streptophyta, Magnoliopsida, Ranunculales, Papaveraceae. Gene Ontology annotation, biological process: regulation of DNA-templated transcription. The transcript has 4 exons. The record is from RefSeq and is a predicted model, not a curated record.
GUCUUCAUUUAUACAUUUCUAGGAUGAUUCUCUUCUUCUUCUUCUCCUAGUGAUGCUACUGCAGUAAGUAGUUGAUCUUCUAAAUCUCUUUUCAAGUUCUCCUCAUCUUAAGUCUUUUUGUCUGAAGCUAAAAAGCAAAAACAAACACUUCUUCUAAUAAAAUUCUCAAAGUUGGAGUAUCCGACUGUAUCUGCUUGAGCAUCGGCAAAGGGUUUAAGGGCAGUGUUGAAUUUUCUGAUCCACGUUUUACAUUGACCAGUCCUAUGUCUGAUCAGAGGGAGGUGCGUGCUUGGACGGUUCUCUAGACUUAUCGGGCGAUAUCACCUCAUUGGACAUUCUCUCUUUGAAGUGGACGAGGUUUAGGGGCUGGAAUUUCUCUAAAUUGGUGUCAUUGAAAUCAACUGGUUAGUGCGUCUCUCUAUGAUGUUUGAAGAAUAGUCAGAAGAUUGCAUAAAUUGUUAGUUCUUAUUAGAUGAGUUCUCAGCUAAGGUCCGAGACUAGUUUCUCAACAAAAGAUUACCAAUGUUACUCAGGCUCUCAGGUGACUGGAUUAAGUCAUUUAAUGGGUUAUUCUUCACUGCAAGCUGCUUCCCAGAAACAUGGGGGUUUUGUUGGAUCACAGAAUACUUACGAUCAAGAGUUGCAGUCUAAUUAUUUCCCGCAGAGUAUGCGAACUCUAGAUGAACGCCGUUUCACCGACGAAACCAGCCAUGAAAUGCACUAUCCUGCUCAGACUUCUAGCGAACAGUACUGCACCUUAGAGUCAUCUUCUGCAACUGGUGGUUAUACGGUUUAUAAUACCCCAUCCACUGUGAGUUUUUCACCGAAUGGAAGCCCUAUGUCACAGCAAGAAUCUCAUACAUACCCACAGGAACCAAAUCAUUCUCCUUAUGAUGCUAAUGGAUCUCCUUUAAGUUUGUCCUGCAUAACUGACAAUGAGAAUGAUAUGUGGAGCAAAUUGAAAGAAUUAGAAACUGCUAUGUUGGGUCCAGAUACAGAUACUAUGGACAGUCCUGAUAGCGCAUUUCAAGGUGGAUUAAAUUCAGACCAAUCCGCAUUUGAUUGGAAUGAAAUGAUGGAAAUUAUGAACCCUAAACGAGACCUGAAAGAAGUUCUCAUUUCAUGUGCAAAAGCUGUAUCUGACGAUGAUCUUCCAAGGGCAAAUCAGUUGAUCGGUGAUUUAAGGAAUAUGGUAUCGGUCUCUGGAGAGCCAAUCCAACGACUGGGAGCUUACAUGUUAGAAGGGCUUGUGGCGAGGUUAUCCUCCACAGGGCAUGGUAUCUACAAAUCUCUGAAGUGCAAAGAACCGGCUAGUGCUGAACUUCUUUCUUACAUGCAUAUCCUAUAUGAGGCCUGCCCAUAUUUCAAAUUUGGAUACAUGUCGGCUAAUGGUGCAAUAGCAGAAGCUGUAAAAGAUGAAAACCACAUCCACAUUAUUGAUUUUCAAAUUGCUCAAGGCAGCCAGUGGAUUACUCUAAUGCAGGCUCUUGCAUCUCGACCUGGUGGUCCCCCUCACAUCCGAAUUACAGGUAUUGAUGAUUCAAAUUCUGCAUAUGCUCGUGGUGGAGGACUUCAGAUUGUGGGUCAGAGGUUAUCAAGGCUUGCCGAUUCUUGUAAAAUUCCUUUUGAGUUUCACGCAGCGCCUGUGUCUGGUGUCGAUAUUGAAUUCAGCAGUCUUGAGGUUCGACCUGGAGAGGCAAUUGCUGUGAAUUUUCCUUACGUGCUUCAUCACAUGCCUGAUGAAAGUGUUAGUACUGAAAACCAUCGUGAUAGGUUAAUAAGGCUGAUUAAAAGUUUGUCGCCCAAAGUAGUUACUUUGGUUGAGCAAGAAUCUAACACAAACACAGCUGCAUUUUUGCCGCGUUUCCUUGAGACGUUGAAUUAUUAUACAGCCAUGUUUGAGUCAAUAGAUGCGACUCUUUCAAGAGAUCACAAGGAGCGGAUUAAUGUUGAACAACACUGUUUAGCACGGGAUGUAGUCAACAUUAUAGCAUGCGAGGGGGCAGAAAGAGUUGAACGGCACGAGGUUCUUGGGAAGUGGAAAUCACGGUUUAGAAUGGCUGGGUUUACUCCAUAUCCUCUGAGUUCAGUGGUAAACUCUACAAUCAAGACUCUGCUGGACAGCUACUGUGAGAAGUAUAAACUUUACGAGGAUGAUGGAGCUCUUUAUCUUGGUUGGAUGGAUAGAGAUUUGGUUGUUUCAUGUGCGUGGAUAUGAAUUUAAAAAGAAACCCGAGCCUUCGAACAAGGUAUCAUAGUUAGAGAAUUUGACAAAGAAGCUAGGUUUUUCCGUAGACAGAAGUAUCAACACUUUUUCUUUAUAGUUACUGACACAGUGUAUUAGUGCUUCGACCGAGCAGAAGAAAUUGAAGUGAAGACAGAGUUAUAUUUUCAGCAACUCAGCAGUCCUACUAUUGUCAGAGUUGGAGUCGGGCACCUUUUUGUAAGAAGAAGGUUAUACUCGACUAUUUGGAAUACUGAGCAGUAAGCCUUAGCUGUGCUAUUAGCAUGUAUGUAUAAUUAUGUAUGUAAUAGUAGGGAUGAAAGUAGAACAGGCCUUUAGUAUAUAUUCUACUCUGAGACUGAUGUAUAUCGAUCGUGUUUAAACAAACUUUUAGGACACAACUGUCUGUUCUAAGAAAACAUUCACAGAAUCAGCAAAUGUUGUUGUGCGUCUGCAUCAAUAAUUUCAUCUGUUUUUGUGUCUUUUUUCUUUAA